Molecule: messenger RNA, 3136 nt
Organism: Ceratosolen solmsi marchali
Lineage: Eukaryota; Metazoa; Arthropoda; Insecta; Hymenoptera; Agaonidae
Product: high-affinity choline transporter 1
Exons: 14
Coding region: 307-3087 (926 amino acids)
Biological process (GO): transmembrane transport; acetylcholine biosynthetic process; choline transport
Cellular component (GO): plasma membrane
Molecular function (GO): choline:sodium symporter activity
Source: RefSeq, a predicted model, not a curated record
UAAUAUGGCCGCGGACAUGAAAAUAGAAUUAUCUCGGAAUUAGUAUAAGGAGAAAAGGGACGAGAGAAAGGAUAGGGAGGAAAGGAAAAAGGAUUAAGAUGAAAACAACGAGAACGGAACGAGGACGAGGGAUGUCACGCUGAUUCCAGAGAUCGGAGAAUUAAUUCACAUUGAGCUGCAUGGAGCUUCUGUAGAGAAAUCCGAGAGAGGAUGAGGUGAAGCAAGGAUCUGAGAUUUCAGGUUGGGAGCUACCACACCAUCAUUAUCAUUACCUCUGUUACCACCGGAGUAGGCAAUCACGGAAACAUGGGGAUUCACAUGUUAGGAGUGCUAGGACUUGUCGGAUUUCACGCAGCCACGGUCGGUGUCGGCAUCUGGGUUACCAUGAUUAAGAAAAUAAAAGGCGGACAAAACGCAAUGAUACUGGCCAAUCGGAGCAUUGGACUUUUCCUUGGUAUAUUCUCACUCGUAGGAACCUGCGUCGGUGACACCAUACUCAAUGGUACCGCGGACUCCAUGUUUAGUAAGGGCCUGGCCUGGUGCCAAGUGCCCAUUGGAUAUGGUCUCAGUCUACUUUUUGGUGCUUUGCUAUUCGCCAAGCCGAUGAGGAAGGCCGAGUACGUGACGAUGCUCGACCCUCUGCAGCAUCACUACGGGGCCCGGGUCGGCGGCCUCAUGUUCCUGCCCGCCUUCUGCGGUGACUUAUUCCGGUGCGCGUCGCUGCUCAAGGCGCUGGGUCUUUCCCUCAGCAUAGUCGCCGGCAUCGAGCCCAGUCUCGGCGUUUGUUCUAUGAUUCUCGCUGCAGCCACGUACAAAAUCUCUGGUGGCAUGUAUUCGAUGGUUUGGACAGACGUUCUACAACUGGUUUGCGUAGCAUUCGGCUUGUCAAUUUCUACACCAUACGCGGCCGUCCAUCCGGCCGUCUCAUUCGAAAGGAGCUCAGCAUCCAAAAACUGGAUGGGCGACAUAAAGACGCACGACCUCGGCGAGUGGCUCGACACGAUGCUCCUCGCCAUUUUCGGACGCAUACCUUGGCAGGGCUACUUCCAAAGGAUUCUGAGCAUCAAGAGCGCAAAUCAAGCGCGCACCCUCUCGAUCGCCUCGAUGUUCGGCUGCCUAUCCCUAGCCGUGCCUUCGGCGAUGAUUGGCGCCGUCGCCCGAGCUACCGAUUGGCCACUUAUCGAUACUUACAACAAAACCAUGGGCCUGGACAAUGGCAGUGCCGUGAUGCCUCUCGUUCUCCGCUAUCUCACUCCCCAGUGGGUUUCAGUCGCCGGUCUAGUUGGCAUCUCAGCCGGGGUCAUGGCGUCAGCUGACACGAGCAUCCUUGGAAUAAGCUCCAUGUUUUCGAGGAAUGUUUAUAAAUUAACGUUAAGGCCAAAGGCUACUGAAAGAGAAUUGGAUUGGAUUCUUCGGAUUUCAGUUGCAAUAGUUUCUUUUCUUUCCGCAACAGUUGCUCUUAGUGUUAGCAGUGUUAACUAUUUAGCUUAUUUAUGCUCCGAUUUUAUGUACGUGGUUUUAUUUCCACAACUUCUUUCUGUUAUCCACUGGCCCACGCUGGUUGACUCGUAUGGGUGUAUUGCUGGUUACAUUGUCGGCACUGUCGUACGAAUAUCUGGUGGCGAGAAGGACUUAGGCAUACCAGCUUUCGUAGAGUAUCCAUUUUAUGACUCGCGCACCCACACGCAAAAGUUUCCUUUCCGCAGCGCAGCGAUGUUAUCGGCCAUUUUUGCUCAGCUUAUCGUCAGCUUUUUCACGCGCAAUCUUCUCGGCGGUGGAUACCUUCCACGUUGCUGUGAUAUACUAAAUGUCUAUGCACCUGGCAAUACGAAGAAUCUAAAUGGAGUAGUACAAAGCAGCUCGGGCGCCGCUUUAAUCGAUAACACUAUGAAUGACGCUUCACCGGGUCACUUAUCCGACGCACCGACACUUUCGAGUAACCGUACGGACUACGACGGGAGCAGCACCGACACCCAGCUUCAACAACACCAACCACCUCAUCAACAACCGACCAUACGAUGUGACAUGAUAAACGUAUUAUGCGAACCGAAAUCGCUAAUUUGUAACAACUCGCACAAAAUGAAUCAGAAUCUACAAGGACCGCAGAAUCUACGGGAAUCAAUGAGUCCGAAGCAAACGGCGACGAUAGCGAGUCGCCCGGGACAGGCCCUUCAUCAUCCAACGAUUAUUAACAAUCCCGUGGCACCUGGACAAAUUCUCGGUGUUAAGAAUAUGAAUUUCACGUCUGGGCACAUGACCGACUGUAUAGGCCCACCUCCACCAAGAAUAUUGAGUCCCUCAACAGCCACGUCUAUGAGUAUGCCAUAUGCUAAAGUGCCAACCACCAUCAUUACUAAUGGCAGACUCGAAGGUGAAAAAAUUGGCGCAGAUCGCAGUAACAUGGAACUAAAUCUGAAUCUUACCGACGGAUCCGCUAUCAUUAAAAAAAACAUUAAAGGUGUCAAAUUAAUUGGCAUGGAGGGAGGAACGUUAAGAAGAACAUCUUUACAGGGAACCUUCUCACCCACACCGUCCGUAGAAAUGGUAAAUAUAUUCGACAGGAGGCAAAGCAGCAGCUCAUUUGGUCCGAGCUCGUUGUCACCGAUCCCUGGAGUCGAGGCUUGUAAAACCCACGGGACCGCGAUCAGCGGUCAGGGCGGCAAUGAGCAUUGCCGAAUCAAGCGUGGAAUUGUCAGGCAUCACAGCUUCAACGACACGGGCGACCGGACCCUCACGACCCUCGCCCGUCAACCCAACUACCCGUCCAUGCCACUACGUCCGGAGGACUGCCGCGUUAACCAGCGUAAGGAUGGCCCCCAGCCGAAGAAAGCCUGCAGUCAGAUAAACCGCUACCCCACGUCGAUGGAGGAGAAGUGUCUGCUGGAGGCGGACGGCCGCGUAAUGACCCUGCGCAGGGACAAGGGCUACAAGUCCAACCACCACGGAGCUCGUUACUCGGCCUGCGUCGACGAGAAAGGUAGUCUCGUCGGGCACCUCCUCGUCAGUCCCACCUAUAGUAUGUACAAUUCGACGAUAAAGGGCUGCAACUAUUUCGUCGGCGACGACGAGGCCGUCAGUAGAUUUUAAUGGACGAGGGAAUUGUAAAGGCCUGACUGAUAAAAUAUCAGUCGCGCCG